AUGAAUAAUCUAACGGAACUUAGACCCAGCGAUCUACUUGUUCACUCGAGUUUUAUAGAUAGUCAAUUUGAUCCUUUUGAUGAUCUUCUUUCGUCACAAAGACAAACAAACAUUAUAAUAGAUGUUCCUUCCAACACAAGCAACAUAAGCAACGAUACAAGCAUAACAAAAUCGAUAAUAAAAUUUAUCCAAGAUGAACUUUUAUCCUUACCUAAAGACAGCUUUGUGUCUAAAUUAAUUGAUAAAUGCCAACACGCACAUUGUGAAAUUGACGACAUUCGCUACGCACUUCUGGAAAUUGCAAAAUGUCAACAUAACUUUCCAUAUCUGAAUGCAACUCUUAAAAAGCGUCUUUAUCCUAGAAAACCUAACGGUGAAUCAGUUGAAAACAAACUUGGUAGCGAUUGCUAUGCGCUUUAUUUAGCAUCACUCGGAGAAUAUACGGAAGAUUUAAGAUUAACACUUAAUACUCGUUCGCAUACACAAAGUGCCCGAAAAAUGUCUACAGCAGAUGAAAAUAACCGUACACAUUCCAGCGAAUUUUCUCAGAACUUGUGUCUGAAAGAGACUCUCGUGCGCAUAGAAAGAGAAAUUAAUACAUUGAAAGGCGACUACACUCAGGAAAUCGAAUAUCUGAAUAAAACCGUCUCUGUAUUAGUACGAGAAAACAAGCAACUGGUCAAUGCUAACCAGAAAAACAAUGACCGGUUACGGAACUUUCAGAAUCAAAUUUCAUCCUUACGAGAUAACAACGAAAACCUAGCUAAAACAGUUAACAACAUGAGUGUCGUUACACACGAAGCGGAAAUGAUCUGCAAAUCAAAUAAAUUAGAAAUUGAAAAAAGUUCAGGAACUUUCCGAAACAAACUUGAUGAAUACGAAAACAGCAUUCAACAGUUAACGACAGAUGUAAACAAAAUAAAAAACGACUUUAAAACAGUAAAACUAGACGUUAACGAACUACGUUCAAGCGUGAAAUCUGAGUCAUGUAGAAUUAACCAGCUAAGUGAUACACGAGCGCAAGGCGUUGUCAGUCUAAAAACAAAAACAAACAUCAUGAGUGAUAAACUGAAAGAAUUCGACGAUGAACUCAAAAAAGUAAAUAUUGAUUGUUGUUCUCACACGAGGUCAAUUAGUGAUUUGCGAAAACGUAUCAUAAACACCGAGAAAGAUGUCAAAGUCCUUGACAAGUCUACAAAAUCGUACGCAGACAUUCUAAAAUCAAAAUCUAAACAAGUUACAGCUUCAGCUGAAGCAUUAGAUAAUUACAAUGUGAUUGAAUCCGAUUUGAGUCAGUCCACAAAGCCAAUUCAAAGGAAUACCAUUAAUGAACAUUCCAAUUCUCUAGUUGACUCACACACAAAACACGUCAGAUCCUCUGAUGUUUCGAAUUUGUCCGUUUUAGUCAAAGACAUACAUGUACAAAGUAAUGUUGUUAAUCCAGCUCCGUCUACUUCAAUAGAAAAUAAAAUCAAGAACACCAACAACAAUAUAUCAGGAAAUGAACAAAAUACAAAUAUACAAGUGCAUUUUCCAACUUCCAUGUGUAAUCCCACAACUGUUGACAAUUUUCGUGGAUUUGUUAAAAAAACAAGACUCCGUGUAUCCAGAUUCUACGUAGGUGGUAUCGACAAACACAAUUCAUGUGAAGAAUCUAUGCGUGAAUAUCUCGCUGCAAGAGGUGUUAAUGUAACACAUUUAAGAUAUUUUGAUAAACAAAACCGACGAACAGCUUCUGCGCAACUUAAUAUCGAUGCUCAAUGUGAAAGCUUAAUACGGGAUCCUUCUUUUUGGCCUGAAGGCAUUUUUCUAAAAGAAUGGCUUCCAUGGUCAGUUUUUCUAUCUUCAAAGACCGAACAUCCAUAA
This is a messenger RNA of Mytilus trossulus (common blue mussel), 1866 nucleotides long. RefSeq names its product putative leucine-rich repeat-containing protein DDB_G0290503. Bases 1 to 1866 code for a protein of 621 amino acids. The transcript has a single exon. Lineage: Eukaryota; Metazoa; Mollusca; Bivalvia; Mytilida; Mytilidae. The record is from RefSeq and is a predicted model, not a curated record.